AUAGGCAGAAAUAUGGAGCCCUUAUACGUGGAAGAGUUGGGCAGUAAAGUUGUAUCGGUGCAGGACAUGUACAAUCUUAUAGUUAGGGAUCCUGCAAAUGCUGCUCUCGAAAUCAAUUGGAGAGACUUCAUUCCUAUUGUAAAUCGAUGGCUUCCCAACAAAAAACUAGAUAAAAUGUUAAAAGAUGUGACAAGGAGGAGGUCAGCACUUGUGAGGGCUCUUAUUCACCAACAAAAGGACAUCCUAUCUUCCGGAAAGGAAUCGAAAGGAUAUCUAGACAUGCUUCUCAAGGAAGGUGAGAUUCUGAGUGAGAGGCAGCUGGAGACAGCAAUAUGGGAGCCUGUUAUUGAAAGCACUACUACAAGUCAUGUUGCUAUGGUCUGGGCUUUCUUCAACCUUGCCAAGCAUCCUCACACUCAGGAACGACUUUACAAAGAGCUAGAACAAGUAUGUGGAAAUAAAGCAGUAGAAGAAAAGGAUUUGGGGAAAUUGCCAUAUCUGAAGGGAAUAUUUUAUGAGACAGUACGCAGACAUUCUCCUUUGCCUCUAGUGCCACUACGUAUCGUCCAUGAGGAUGUGGAGAUUGACGGCUACCAUGUUCCAGCAGGAUGGGAGAUAUUAAUUAAUAUAUGGGGAGCAAAUAAUUAUGAGGGCGAAUGGAAAAAUUCAGAGGAGUGGAAACCAGAGAGACAACUAGAGUUUCCAGUGGAAGAAGAUAUUUAUAGGACCAUGGUAUUUGGAGCAGGGAAUAGAUUGUGUGCAGGAUGGACACAGGCAGUAACAAUAGCCUCCUUGAUCAUUGGGAGGAUUGUUCAAAACUUUAAAUUGAAAAUGCCAACAGGACAUGAGGAAGACUAUGACACAAUAAUAAACACAGGAACUCACAGACUCCGUCCUCUCUUUUCAAUUCUCACACCAAGAAAUUUAUAAUCCAUGUCUCCAUGCUCUAGCAUUUGGAUGAUUAUAGUAUAUCAUCUUGUAUGAUGCUUGAUAUCUUAUAUGUAUGUAUUAAAAAAAUUUCUUAUAUUUGAAUAAUGCUACCUACUUUA
Cryptomeria japonica (Japanese cedar) is the source of this 1049-nucleotide messenger RNA. Its product is annotated as ent-kaurene oxidase, chloroplastic. The transcript is spliced from 4 exons. Lineage: Eukaryota; Viridiplantae; Streptophyta; Pinopsida; Cupressales; Cupressaceae. Gene Ontology annotation, biological process: gibberellin biosynthetic process. Gene Ontology annotation, molecular function: iron ion binding; heme binding; ent-kaurene oxidase activity. Bases 13 to 930 code for a protein of 305 amino acids. Gene Ontology annotation, cellular component: endoplasmic reticulum; chloroplast outer membrane. The record is from RefSeq and is a predicted model, not a curated record.